GUGAGCUUUUCUCCCCAUCCCAGCCUCACACUGACGCAUUCAGCUCCACAGCAGCAAUCUGAGGUGCUGACCCCUCACACACACACACAUCCCGUCCACCUGAGGAGCGUCCCCCAGCAUGCUGGGCGAGUGGGCCCCCCUGCAGUGAUGCCGGCCUCCAGCGCCCCCGCCUCCCUGCUCCCGGUGCUGCUCUGCGUGUCGGUGGCCCUGCAGCGCUCCGACCUGCACCUGGCCUACGUCACCCAGACCAACUUCUACCUGUACUCCUGUGGCCAGGAGCCGCCCCCCUGCUGCACCGCCUCCCUCUCGGACUGCAGGUGCAAGGACCGGCCCCCGUCGCACUCCUCUCCGGUUUUCAGGACCAGGCGUCUGACCGUCUGGUUCACGUCGCCGCCGAACGCCGCCCGGCUGCUCAACAACUCGGAGGUGAAGCACCUCACCCUGAUCUACUGCGACCCGGGGGGAGGAGCCCGGGGGGCGCCGCCGAUCCCCCCGGAGGGGCAUUUUGCCGUGAACCACCUGGAGAGGCUGACGGUGAUAAACAUGCCUCACAGGCCGGCGAAUCCGUGUCCGGAGGCCAACAAGGCCAGAAACACAGACUCCAACAGCGACCCGGACGGAGACAACGGCGUCUACCUGGACACCAACAGAUUCAACCAGGACAGAGACUCAAAUCUGGAUCUAAUGACGGACCUGAAGAGGGACGCUGUGAAUCUGCCCCCUUCACAGGUACAGGACAUCUUCCUGGGCAGGGAGCUGGGGGCAGCGUACCACGAGCAGGCCAGGCUGGGGAUCAUCCACAGGUCUGUGCUGGAGCCGGGGUCAGAGGUCAAAGCUUACACGGUCCAGACACACAUAGACAGCGACGGCAUACUGCCGUUCCCUGACCUCCAGCUGCCGAUACUGCAGGGGGCGUCUGUCAUUUAUGUUAGCUUUGUGUACUGACCGUAAAAGAAGUUCUCGUUUGAAUUGUAUUUUAAUUAAAGAAAAUAAUCAACAUGUUGUGUUGAAAUGGGAGAAAAAGUGGUUGUAAGUUUAGACUGCAUUGCGUUGAAGCUGAAAAUACAGCUUUUUCGAGCUGAAAUUCAAGAGGAGAAACAGUUUUGUGUUUUGAAACCACUCCUUAGACGAUGUUUGUUUGUCCAGAAAUACCCAACACCGCAUUGACACCAAAUACAAUGCAUGGGGCUUUUUGUACAAGCUUUUGUCCGGCUUCCAAAACUGUGGGAGAAUUGUUGACUUUCAUUGGCAGAUUUUUUUUUCUUUGUAAUGUUCCUUGAAAAAGAAAAGAAAACUUUCCAUUCACUGGUCCAUGGCUGUAAUUACAUUUUUUCCUGGGCAUUGUUCAUCGUCAUUCAGCUGCUUAGGAAAAACAAUGUAAAGUUCCAAAAUACAGGAUAAAGUGUCCUUUGGAUAAAAAUAAUAUGAAAAAUUGUACAUCUUGUCCAUCUCGUGCUGUCAGUCUCAUUUAUCUGUUUUCAUCUUGUUUUCUUCAACCAGAACAUUCAGAUCCGCUCACCAAGCUCAUACUGGAAGUGCAGCUGGCAUUUUCUGGACUCAUACAAUGUACCAGCUGUUGUUUCAGCUUUCCAGAGGGCCGCUCUUGUCUGACGCCGUGAAAAGAUGCCGUGUUUCCUGUGAUCUGACUCAAUCCCAGUUAUUCAAGUGUUGAUCCAGAAUGUCAAACACAAGGAUUGUAGCACAGCGAAAUAUUGGGGGAAAUAUAUGACAAAUGUUGACAUGAAACUUUAACACAGGGGGAUUUUUCUUCUGAAAUGUCUGAGAGCAAGUCUCGGCCACAGACUGCAACAUUCUGACCGCUCAGUUUCAACACGACUUCUCAUAUUUCUUCAGUUCCUGAGAGACUGAGGAAUCAUUUCAGAAGCCAUUCAGCUAAUUCCGUUUCUUUCUUCGAUGCACCAUUGAUCAAAUUUACAACAACAGCGUGGAACAAACAGACGUCAGAAAAUUACAAUGUCAUUCAAAAGGGAGUCAAAGUGAUUUUAGCUCAGAGGCCGCACACACAGACCAACUUCCUCUUCAGUCAUCCAGACUGGUAAAAUAGUGGCAUAAUAUUCUUUAUAUGUAAACUUUAAUGUAUUUCUUUGUUGUGGCACCACUUCUAGAUUUUGAAAAAGUGCAUAUUUAUGUAAAAAAAAUUGCAAUCAGUCCCAAACAUCACUAUAAAAAGCUAAUUUUAUUGAUGCCUUCAGGAGCCAGAUGCUGUGAAAUUUCCUAAUAUGACAGUUGCAUUUUGCAACAUUCCAUUAAAACAAUGCAUUUUCUCCAUCAACAACGUCCUGGUCAAGGUUUUCUCGUUUCAAACUGAGAGGUGCUGAGCGGAACAGCUUCGGUGGGCGGUGUGGCUCGUCACUGCUUCCUGGCUUCCUGAGUCCAUCAUAUGUGAGUUUCCAAGGUCGCCAAACAAAAGGAGCACAGCAUUUGGUGUUUCAUAUCUGCAAAAGAGCCGCACCAGGAAUAGUUUCAUCAAAACCCAAUCAGAUCCCAUUUGAAGCACUGGGAAUCAAUGUUUUACCUACUCUGCCUUUAAAAAAGACAGUUUAUUUGACACUUUUACUAUUAAUUUCAUAGAAUGAAGCCUUUUGCGGGCCGACUUUGGCCCAUGGGCCGUAAUAUUUGCCACACUUGGUUUGAAGAAUGAUUGAUAAACUGACGGUGUGUACUCAAGGAGGUUUUAAUAUUUUUUCCAGCUCGAUUUGUGGUCACAUUAACCUCUUGUUAAAACUUCAAAGAAUUUAUGAUGCUCUUAAAUAUAUUUGCAAGCUUUCCAUGAUGUAAGACAAAGUUUGCAGUUCUUUCUUAUCACUGUAUGUUUUUUAGACUCUAGUAGGAAAGUCUGGACACACAAGGAGAACAUGCAAACUCCGUAAAUAAAAGCUCCAAAGCCUGGACUCGAACCAGAGACCCCAUAAAACACGACCUGAGAUGCUUGGAACUUGUUUUGGGUGCAUUAACAAAAAGAGCCACAAGAUGGCAGCAGCCACUUGGAGACGAGCUGAGGUCUAAACUGAGGCCUCAACAGAAGCCUGCUGGUUUCUACAGGAAUUAUAUGAUUCUUUAUUUUCCUGAACAUUAAUUUAUCAACUGUACCCCGAAGGCAUUCAGGAAUUUUUUUUCUUUGAAAAUGGAAAAUCUACAAUGUCACCUCUUUCAUUUGUUUCCAGGAAAAUAAACUAUUGACAUAUAAUUCCCGGCAAAUCUUAAAGUUCACUCAUGUCAUUUUGUUAGUUGACUCCUCUUAAUUCACCUGUCACAGUUACAUGUAAACUGAAGAGGAGUUGACCUCUAAACGUGGUCAGAUGCAGUGCACACAUCCACCAAAACAUUGAUAACAUGUUAAAUGAUGACAACAUAAGGUGUAAAUGUGUUACCUGCAGUUUAUUGUAUUUAACUCAACUUUUCACCUUUUUUAAGUUAAUAAAUAAAACAGGGAUACAUAUUUUGCCAAACCUUUUCUUUUUCUAAAGCAGAACAGUUAUUUAGAAUAUUAUCAUGUUUACUUAUUCAUUCAGGAGGACUCGAGCAGAAAUCAGUGUUAUUUUCGUUGAUUUUCUACAGUUGAGGUAUUUAUUUCUGUCAUUACAUUUCUGUUCCGUUAAUUGAAGAACAAUUUUAGGCUUACUAAAGUCUACCGAAUUUG
Salarias fasciatus (jewelled blenny) is the source of this 3661-nucleotide messenger RNA. RefSeq lists its product as uncharacterized. The record is from RefSeq and is a predicted model, not a curated record. The coding region runs from base 148 to 945 and encodes 265 amino acids. NCBI's taxonomy places the organism in Eukaryota, Metazoa, Chordata, Actinopteri, Blenniiformes, Blenniidae. The transcript is spliced from 2 exons.